Molecule: messenger RNA, 676 nt
Organism: Melanotaenia boesemani (Boeseman's rainbowfish)
Lineage: Eukaryota; Metazoa; Chordata; Actinopteri; Atheriniformes; Melanotaeniidae
Gene: ncbp2
Product: nuclear cap binding protein subunit 2
Exons: 5
Coding region: 82-576 (164 amino acids)
Biological process (GO): mRNA cis splicing, via spliceosome
Cellular component (GO): nuclear cap binding complex
Molecular function (GO): RNA cap binding
Source: RefSeq, a predicted model, not a curated record
AUGAACGGACACGUGAACUGGAAGUGAUUUUGCGUUAAAAUUGAACUGAUCUCCAUAGCGCCCAUCUGCGAUUUCUUCAAAAUGUCCGCUAAGCUAAACGCUUUGAAUAGUGAUUCUUACAUUGACAUUAGCCAAUAUAGAGAUCAACACUUUAAGGGAAACCGCUAUGAACAGGAGAAGCUGCUGAAACAGAGCAACACUUUGUAUGUGGGGAACCUGUCCUUUUACACCACUGAGGAGCAGGUACACGAGCUGUUUUCCAAAUGUGGAGAUGUCAAGCGCAUCGUCAUUGGCCUGGAUAAAAUCAAGAAGACAGCCUGCGGAUUCUGCUUUGUAGAAUACUACAUACGAGGAGAUGCAGAAAAUGCCAUGCGCUUCGUUAAUGGCACACGGCUGGACGAUCGGAUCAUCAGGACAGACUGGGAUGCAGGCUUCAAGGAGGGACGGCAGUAUGGUCGAGGCAAAUCUGGAGGGCAGGUGAGGGAUGAGUACAGGCAAGACUACGACCCAGCCAGAGGCGGCUACGGGAAGCUGGCUCAGCAGCAUCGACCCACAGAAGCACGCAAUACUUUUUAGACUGAAUCCCACUGACAGUCUGCCUGGACAUACAGAACCUCAACCCUGGACUGGAUUUAAUAAACUGCAGCUUGCCACCAGACUGGUUAAUGUAUCUAAG